Molecule: messenger RNA, 2662 nt
Organism: Bombyx mori (domestic silkworm)
Lineage: Eukaryota; Metazoa; Arthropoda; Insecta; Lepidoptera; Bombycidae
Product: D-erythronate dehydrogenase-like
Exons: 3
Coding region: 1594-2562 (322 amino acids)
Source: RefSeq, a predicted model, not a curated record
AGCUAAAUUUAGAUUAAAUAUUUUUGGAGUCUGGAUUAUUGAGGCUAAAAUAAUACACAUGUUUGUUCAAUAACAGAAUUAAAAGUGGAAGAAAAUAUUAAGUAGUCUAAUGAUAUUUAACCUGGUUGUAUGGGGAAGAAAAAAAAAAUUAGAUGAUAGCACAGGGCAUGAUUAUUCAUUGUUUUCAUGUAACCUGAGUCCCAUUCUCCCAGUUUUCUUAGUAAUUUAAUAUCAAUAUGGGAAUGAGCAGCCAAGCAAAGAAAGUAGAUAUACCUUAAACUGGGAAGACCUCAAAUCAAGUCACAGAAGAGAACAAGUUUGAGAUGUAGAACUUUUUCCAGGUGAAAUUAUCGCCAUGUCUUUGUACAUACUCUUCCAAGUAUAACAGCACUCACGUGAUGUUGAAGGAUGUUCAACAUUAAUACUACAAAUACUGGUCAAUACUAUUUCAUUUACAAUCUUAAACUUAAUUAAUCAUAAAGUGUUGUCAAAUGAGAUAUCAUAGUGUUAAAUGAUAUUAAUAUAGUGAUUUAUCUUGAAAACAUCAUUGUGAAAAAUUAUUUUAUAAAUGCCUUCAACAAAGUAACCAAAACAAUUUUCAAAGUUUCAAGAGCGAGUCGUUCGGAGCCGGGCCCCUCGUCACCAAACCAACUUCUUCUGUAAGAUCAAGCUGGCCAGGGCUGGCUCCUUUCAAUUCUACUUUGUCUAUGAUAACAUGAUGGUGGCAUUAUUGGUAACCUGGUCUUUCCGGUUUCACCAGGACAGAUGAGGCAGCAUAGGUUCAGCCAUGAGGAAUGCGAUUUGUUAACAGUUGCCCUAACAUCUCCAAAGGAGACCUAACUGCUUAAGGGCAGCUGCUUUGCAAAUGUAUCUACUGAGGGAUCAGAAUCGCAUCCUGCUGAAGACCCUGUGAGAAGCUCAGCAGGCUGAUGUAUGGGUCAACUUAAGCUAUGAGAUUAAACACAUCACUGCUGAAAAUCAUUGAUAUAUUAAGUAUAAGAAGAUGAGUGAAUGAAAAAACAACCAACAUUAGAAUGAAACGUAUGGAAAUAAAGAAGUGGCAAUGGGCCGGUCACAUCUGUCGAGCCAGCGACGCCAGGUGGGGGAGGAAAGUCCUCGAAUGGAGGCCACGGAUGUGUAUAAGGAGCGUGGGGCGUCCUCCAACCAGGUGGACUGACGACUUAGUGCGCACGGCGGGAAGUCGUUGGAUGCGGAAGGCGGAGGACCGCAUUAUGUGGAAGGCAUUGGGGAAGGCCUAUGUCCAGCAGUGGGCAGAUAAAGGCUGAUGAUGAUGAUGAUGAUGAUGAUGAUGGAAAUAGACUUGAGCUAUAGUUUUUUUUAACAGAAAGCAUAUAUACAUUUUUAGGUUACGUAUGAUAUCGCGUGUUCGUGGUCGUCACUGAUAUGUAUAAUAAUUAUAAAAUUAUCCAAAAGUCAUAACCCCGUUCAUGUAAUACUAAUCUUAUCUUAGUAAACAAAUGAUGUAUCUCGAAUAAAAGUAUUUAAUUUAUAAUAAAAAACCAAGCUGCUAUUUAGUUUUAUAGAACUGCGCUACGAGCGACGUUUUUCUGGAAGUUAAGAGAAAACUCGAAAAUGAAAGUGGUCAUAACAGGAGCUGCUGGCUUUUUGGGUUCGCGUUUAGCUGAUGCUUUGCUAAAACCAAAUUCCGAACUGUGUGUGACUGAAUUGGUGUUAGUGGAUACGAUCUUACCACCCUCCCGAAAAGAUCCACGAGUAAUAACACUCGCCCUCGAUAUCACAACACCCGAGGCUGCGCGUAAACUCGUUGAUACUGAUACCGAUGUACUGUUUCAUUUGGCUGCAGUCGUAAGUGGACAUGCUGAAGAAGACUUCGAUCUUGGAAUGAAAGUGAAUUUCAACGCAACGAGAUCAUUGCUGGAGGCAGCGAGACAUCGAGCUACGAAGCUUCGUUUUGUUUUUACCAGUACUGUUGGGGUGUUCGGAGGUGACCUGCCCCCUAUUAUAACUGAUCAAACUGCCGCAACACCUCAGAACUCUUACGGCAUUGCUAAGGCUAUGAGCGAGCUUCUUAUCAAUGAUUACUCUAGACGAGGUUUCGUUGAUGGGAGAGUUGUUCGUCUUCCAACAGUUAGUAUUCGCGCCGGAACUGCCAACAGAGCCGUGACAUCUUUUGCAAGCGGAAUUAUCAGGGAGCCAUUGAAUGGUGAAGUAGCUAUCUGCCCCGUUCCACCUGAUCAAGAGUUAUGGCUUUCAAGUCCUGGAUCUGUUGUGUAUAAUUUAAUACACGCUGCUACUUUACUUAGCUCCGAAUUAGAGAAAUGGAGAGUGAUAAAUCUACCUGGAAUCAGUGUCACAGUUCGUAAAAUGAUUUCCUCGUUGUGUGAAGUUUCUGGAAGCAAGGUUGCUAAGCUGGUACGCUAUGAACACGAUGAGACCAUAAGUGCAAUGGUCGGCAGUUUCCCAAGCAGGUUCGACAACUCACGAGCAUUGAGGCUUGGAUUUCGAGUGGAUUCUAAUUUUACGGAUGUGAUACGGUCCUAUAUAUUGGAAGAUCUAAAACAGGUUAGCUUCGGUUUUUGAGAUUUAAUUUAUAUUGAUAUCAUAACUGUAUCGAUUCUUGAAAAAAAUGUACAUCGAUCCUCUUUUAUUCCAAUAAAUUCUUGAAAAAAAUUUAACCCUA